GCAAUUUGGGAAAUACAUCCGAAACAACGUCAGACCGCAAGAAACCGAAAACAUUUCAUCCUGCUCUGAUUUAUUCACAAAUCACACCCUUCUCGCUUUUCUUCUUCCUCUUCUCACUCAACCUUCUACUUCGCCUAAAUAUUUUCAGAGUUGGAAACCGAUCUCUCUAUUGAUUGCAGGCAUGGAGCUGAAUGCUAUACAAGAUAAAUUCGAGAGGGUUGCAAAGAAGCAAAAGGUGUCUUCAUCAAAAUCCCACGAAUGGAUGGAACAAGUUGGACGUGAAAUCGAACAGGCAUUGGCAAGUAUAAUACAGUGGGACGACAACGAUUCCUCAAUUUCCAUUGACCAGAAAAUAACCGAGCUCAAAGCCAAGCUCCAGACUAUCGACUCACAGAGUAAUUUAGACAGGCCCCAACGAGAGCUGAACAUAGAUUUCGCAAAGUACCAAAAGCUCCUCGAGAAAAUCCUACAUCCCGACUUAUCAAAGACGUACAGAAAUGCCGAUUUCGACCCCCACAUUAUAAAUCAAAUUAUAACCCAACAUUUUUACCGCGAGGGCUUAUUCGACGUAGCAGACUGCUUAGUUAAAGAAGCUACAGAAACCGAAGCGAUUUCUCUGAGGGUUCAAUUUCAAGAAAUCCAUCAAAUAAUCGACGCUCUGAAGUCUAAAAGAAAUCUCGGACCUGCUCUGGAUUGGGCCUCUGCAAAUCGAGAAAAACUGAAAGACUCUGGUUCAGAUAUCGAGCUGAAACUUCACAAGCUCCAGUUUGUCGAUAUUCUUCAGAAUCGAAACAGAGCAGAAGCACUUAAAUACAUCAAAACUCACCUCGCUCCAUUCGCUUCUUCUCAUAUGAAAGAGAUACAGAAACUCAUGGGAAGCUUACUAUGGUUUGGAAAGCUCGAUAAAUCACCCUAUGCUGAUAUGGCCGAUCCAAUACACUGGGAAAAUUUAUCCGAAGAACUCAUGAAAACGUACUGUAAUUUAUCAGGACAGCCUUUUACCGACCCUCUGAGCGUCACUGUAGCUGCCGGUGUUGAAGGACUGCCCACCCUGUUGAAAUUGGCUAGCGUUAUGACAGGGAAAAAACAGGAUUUUCAGGCGAUGAAACAGUUGCCUGUGCCCAUCGAGCUUGGUAAGAGUUUUCAGUUUCAUUCGGUAUUUGUCUGUCCGGUUAGUAGGGAUCAAUCGAGUGAGGAGAAUCCGCCUAUGCUGUUGCCUUGUGGGCAUGUUCUUUGCAAGCAGUCGAUUAAUAAGCUGUCGAAGUGCAACACUCGUAACUUCAAAUGCCCGUAUUGCCCUCUCGAUGCUUCGGUUGCACAGUGUAAGCAGCUACACUUCUGAUUGUUUCGGUGAUGUAUAGCUAAGCUAUCUUUCGUCUAAGAAUUGGUUUUUGGUAGGUUACGUAUUUAUUUCACUUUUUUUUUUCUUUUCUGUAAAUUCGCAGCUUUUGUGAUAAGUAGUUUGUUUGUUUGGUUUGUUUACUUCAAUAAUAGAAUAAUAGAAUGGUCGUUGAAUUUCAGUAUCAAACCUUUUAUCAAAUUAAGCUUUCAAAUCCAUUAAUUCUUUUUCUA
Erythranthe guttata (spotted monkey flower) is the source of this 1572-nucleotide messenger RNA. Its product is annotated as protein RMD5 homolog. Gene Ontology annotation, molecular function: protein binding; ubiquitin protein ligase activity. The record is from RefSeq and is a predicted model, not a curated record. Gene Ontology annotation, cellular component: nucleus; GID complex; cytoplasm. Gene Ontology annotation, biological process: proteasome-mediated ubiquitin-dependent protein catabolic process. Lineage: Eukaryota; Viridiplantae; Streptophyta; Magnoliopsida; Lamiales; Phrymaceae.